GGAGGCAGGGGUCUCCGGCUGCAAUGGUCCCAGGGCGGCUGGUUGAGUGGGCUGGGCGGAGAGGGGGCCGGGCUGUGGGCGGUGGCUCCCUCGGUCCCUUCCUGGUGUGUGUGCGGUGUGGUGACUGUGCGCAGCGCUCCCGGCCGCCGCCUCCGUUCCGCCCGUUCCCAGAGAGGCGCCAUCUUCUGGGGGAGAGAGAGGCGGGCCGGGAGCCCAGUCACCUCUGCAGGCCGCCCCCUGCUCCCGCUCUCCCCGCCCACACUCCCAGCACAGGCCGGCCUUUGUUUCCGGUGCUCGCAGCACCCUCUCCUCGCCCGCCCCUCCCCAGCUCGCCCUGCUGCUGCUGCUGCUGGGAUCUGGCCGAGGCCGCCCCGACCAGCGCUCCGAGGAAGGUCUAGUGUGGGACGUAAGCUUUGAACCAAAACCUAACCUGGAUUUUUCUUGAUUCGGACAGAUUGGUGACAGCAAAGCUGAUGCCUCUUGUCGUUCCCCAUGCUGGAGAAGAUACAUUUACACAGAUGAGCCAAGAGCAGUGGCAGCAGUGCAACCCCAGAUAGUUAGACGGCAGACUGCUCCAGCAGGAUGCCGUCAACAAUUCGAGCUGGAAGCCUGAAGGACCCAGAUAUUGCAGAGCUUUUCUUUAGGGAUGACCCAGAGAAGCUUUUCACUGAUCUCAGAGAAAUUGGUCAUGGGAGUUUCGGUGCUGUUUAUUUUGCACAUGAUGUGCGUACCAAUGAAGUGGUGGCCAUCAAGAAAAUGUCCUACAGUGGCAAGCAGUCAAAUGAGAAAUGGCAGGAUAUCAUCAAAGAAGUGAAAUUCCUUCAAAGGAUACAACAUCCGAAUAGUAUAGAGUAUAAAGGCUGCUAUUUAAGGGAGCACACGGCAUGGCUGGUCAUGGAAUAUUGUUUAGGCUCUGCAUCAGAUUUACUAGAAGUACACAAAAAGCCAUUGCAAGAAAAUGAAAUUGCGGCAAUCACUCAUGGGGCCCUGCAAGGAUUAGGUUAUUUGCAUUCUCAUAAUUUAAUCCAUAGAGAUAUCAAGGCAGGCAACAUCCUUCUCACAGAGCCAGGCCAGGUGAAACUUGCUGACUUUGGGUCUGCAUCAAUAGCCUCUCCUGCCAAUUCAUUCGUGGGGACACCAUAUUGGAUGGCCCCAGAAGUAAUCUUAGCCAUGGAUGAAGGACAGUAUGAUGGGAAAGUGGAUGUUUGGUCUCUUGGGAUCACUUGUAUUGAACUAGCUGAAAGGAAACCUCCUUUGUUUAAUAUGAAUGCAAUGAGUGCCUUAUACCACAUAGCGCAGAAUGACUCUCCCUUACUUCAGUCUAGUGAAUGGUCUGACUACUUUAGAAACUUUGUAGAUUCAUGUCUCCAGAAGAUCCCUCAAGACAGACCAACAUCAGAUGAGCUACUUAAGCACAUAUUUGUCUUGCGUGAGCGGCCAGAAACAGUGUUAAUUGACCUGAUCCAGAGGACAAAAGAUGCAGUCAGAGAGCUGGAUAACCUACAAUACCGUAAAAUGAAGAAGCUGCUUUUCCAAGAGGCCCAUAAUGGCCCUGCUGUGGAAACCCAAGAGGAGGAAGAGGAGCAGGAACAUGGAGUUGGCAGAACAGGGACAGUGAACAGCAUUGGUAGUAACCAGUCUAUCCCUAGCAUGUCUAUUAGUGCCAGUAGCCAAAGCAGUAGUGUGAAUAGUCUUCCAGAUGCCUCGGAUGACAAGAGUGAGCUGGAUAUGAUGGAAGGAGAUCACACGGUGAUGUCAAACAGCUCUGUCAUCCACUUGAAACCAGAGGAAGAAAACUAUCCUGAGGAACCGGAGUCUAGAAUGCGACCAUCAGAACCACAGUCUCCUCCACAGGUUUCCCGUCACAAGUCUCACUAUCGGAAUAGAGAACACUUUGCCACAAUACGCACAGCCUCGCUGGUGACGAGGCAAAUCCAGGAACAUGAGCAAGACUCAGAGCUGCGGGAACAGAUGUCUGGCUACAAGCGUAUGAGGCGGCAGCAUCAAAAGCAACUGAUGGCACUGGAGAACAAACUCAAAGCAGAGAUGGAUGAGCAUCGGCUCCGGCUAGACAAAGAUCUAGAAACCCAACGCAACAAUUUUGCAGCAGAGAUGGAAAAACUUAUAAAGAAACACCAAGCCGCCAUGGAUAAAGAGCUAAAACUGAUGGCUAAUGAAGAAAAGAAAUUCCAGCAGCACAUCCAGGCACAGCAAAAGAAGGAGCUGAACAGCUUCUUGGAGUCCCAGAAGCGGGAAUAUAAAUUGCGAAAGGAACAGCUGAAAGAGGAGCUAAACGAAAACCAGAGUACUCCAAAGAAGGAGAAACAAGAAUGGCUCUCCAAACAGAAGGAGAAUUUCCAGCACUACCAGGCUGAAGAAGAAGCCAAUCUCCUGCGCCGCCAGAGGCAGUACCUAGAGUUGGAGUGCCGCCGAUUCAAGAGGCGGAUGCUGCUCAGUAGACACAAUCUGGAGCAGGACCUGGUUAGAGAGGAGCUAAAUAAGAGGCAAACACAAAAGGACCUGGAACAUGCUAUGUUGCUACGACAGCACGAGUCCAUGCAAGAAUUAGAGUUUCGCCACCUCAAUACCAUACAGAGGAUGCGUUGUGAGCUUAUAAAGCUGCAACAUCAAACUGAACUCACAAACCAGCUGGAAUACAAUAAAAGGCGAGAGCGGGAAUUACGGCGCAAGCAUGUCAUGGAGGUCCGACAGCAACCCAAGAGUCUAAAGUCUAAAGAGCUACAGAUAAAGAAGCAAUUCCAGGACACUUGCAAGAUUCAGACGCGGCAAUAUAAAGCUUUGAGAAACCACCUUUUGGAAACCACACCAAAGAAUGACCAUAAGGCUGUUCUCAAACGGCUGAAAGAAGAGCAGACACGCAAACUGGCAAUACUAGCGGAGCAGUAUGACCAUAGCAUUAAUGAGAUGUUAUCUACACAAGCACUGCGCUUGGACGAGGCACAGGAAGCGGAGUGCCAGGUUUUGAAGAUGCAGCUGCAGCAAGAAUUGGAGCUACUAAAUGCUUAUCAGAGCAAAAUUAAGAUGCAAGCGGAGGCCCAGCACGAGCGGGAAUUACGUGAACUGGAACAAAGGGUUUCCCUACGUAGGGCUCUUCUUGAACAAAAGAUUGAAGAGGAAAUGCUCGCUCUUCAGAAUGAACGAACAGAGCGAAUUCGGAGUCUCCUGGAACGCCAAGCUCGUGAAAUUGAAGCAUUUGACUCUGAAAGCAUGAGGCUAGGUUUUAGCAACAUGAUUCUUUCCAAUCUCUCCCCCGAGGCGUUCAGCCACAGCUACCCGGGAGCUUCUGGCUGGUCCCACAAUCCCACUGGAGGCCCUGGACCUCACUGGGGUCACCCCAUGGGAGGCCCACCACAAGCUUGGGGUCACCCAAUGCAAGGCGGACCCCAACCAUGGGGUCACCCCUCAGGGUCUGUUCAAGGUGUCUCUCGUGGUAGUACAAUGGGGGUCCGCAACAGCCCCCAGGCUCUGAGGCGGACAGCUUCUGGGGGACGGACAGAGCAGGGAAUGAGCAGGAGCACAAGUGUUACUUCACAGAUAUCCAAUGGUUCACACAUGUCUUAUACAUAACUGCAAGAAGAACUUUAACGGCCAUUCCUUUUGAUCACUCAACACAAACUGCCUACAGAUGUCCUCACAGCAGCUUUCUCAAUGGUACUGAGCAGCUGCAAAAUUAAGGCUUCCUACACAUGCUGAAUUUUAAUCAUUUUUGUACAGGGUUCCAUGUAUGUGUGUUAUUUACCAUAUGAUUGCAUUGGCUGCUGGGUUUAUAUCGGGGAGAAGGAAAGUUAAGCAUGUGGCUUGUGAUGAAAGUGAACAUUUAGUUUUGAAUAGUUUGGAGUAGCCAACUUACUGAACAGAAGCUAGACUCUAAUACAAAUUUACCUUAAAAACUAUAUCCGCACUUUGAGCACUUGGUACAUUCCCUGGCUCUCAUUAUAAAUCACUACACUCCUAUAGGUCAUUGUCAUUUCUGCCUCUUCAGUGGUCGUUCAAUCCUUUGUUACUUUGUGAGUGAUUAGCCCAUCUGGUUUUUAAGUCUGGACAGGUUGCAUGGGUCAUACCUUUCAUUGCUUAGGUUCGUUAAACAUUCUAUGCAGACUUGUUAAUGUGUCAAAUAAUUUUAGCUUUAAUUAGGCCAAACAUUUUUUCAUUGCGUUGGUAUGUUUAGAGUUUGUUGCUGCUUAUUACAGGAAUGUGUUCUAUUAAUGACUGAUAUAUUGAUGAUUAUUCCACCACAGAUAUCCUGUACUCAGGCAGAGGCUUUCUGCACCGGUCACUGUUUGUUUUUUGGUUUUUUUGCCACUGCUAGACCAGGUCAUUUGUUUAAGAGGCACGCUUGUGUUUCUAGAUGUUUCUCUUAUAUCAUAAGGUGCAGUUUCCUAUACAAACGCCACAAUAUUUACAGAUGUUUGGUUAUAGCAGCUGUUUAUUUUGUUGUAUUUGAUUGGUGCACGCCCAACAACUGAAUGCUUGUCUGAGCUCCCUCUCCUUGCUUAGUGUGAGGUGUUUGUGUCAGCCAUGUUGUCUGGAAGCUUAUUGGGCAUUCGUGACGUCGCUGUGCUUUCAGGGGUCAUUCCUUCUGUACAUCUGAACAUCACAGAAAGCACAGACGAUUGUAACCAAUGUAGCAGUAAACGUUUUGUCUUUUCUUCAUUAAUCUUCUUUUUGUCGUUUGCAUGUCCUCAUUUUGCCACAGUCCUUUAAUAGCCAUUCAUUUCCUCCUCUGUUUGCCAUAGCUGUAUUUGGUGUUCAGCUGACACUCCUGUUACAGUCAGUAGUUCCCAUAUACUGCCAUGUUGUUUUAAUAGGUGACUGUAACAGGAAGGGGGAUAUCUCCAGCUCACUAAUACUUCCAUUCAUUUACAAGUUGGUGUUGUCCAUGAAUGGAUGCUCUCCUUUAACUAAUUGGUACUACUCACCAUUUAUAUUGAGCUGUAUAGCCAUGUAAUGUCCAAGACUGAUCAUCGCUCCAAACUAAAGUACUCUUUUGCUAAUGCAUGACAUACAGAGUUACCCUGUAUUGGGAAAACUAGCUUAUUAUUCCAUAUAAAUAAAAUGUUUUACAAUGUCCAGAUCAGUUAAAAAAAAAAAUGUAAAUUUAAACCAAUAAAACAUUUAACAUAUUUUUUGGAGCACACAAUGUACACAUAUUAACAUUUAAAAUCACGUCUAAAAUCUAGUAAAAUAAUUGAGAUCAAUAUAUAAAAUAUCUCACUUCUCUGGAGCAAUGUGUUUCACUGAGGAUGUCCAGAUUUUGGAUAUACAGCUCCCAGAAGUGGAGAGUAAGACUGUUCACUGGUCAGGGUUAUACAAUAAAUCCCUUAGCUUGUCAUCAUUGCACCAAUUAAUGGUGAUCAUCCACCCAGCCCUAACCUGUAAAUUAACUUACUGGUGCGUUGGAGAUAUCUCCCCUUCCUGCUAUAGCACAAAUAGUUUUUCUUGUUUGUUUGACAGGGGGGACUCUACUUUUCUCCCUCAGCUGUCACCUACAGAAAUCCUCUUUGUUUCCAUUAGUAAGUGACUGCAUGUCACGCCUCUCGCUCAGUUGUAUGUGAACCAAGUGUGUUUUUUAAAGUGAUAAUCAAGUUAAUGACUUGUACAAUUUUAUCUCUUUAGGUGCUAUUAUUAGUGGCAAGGGGUCCUGCCAAGGAGGUUUAGAUGGACUGUAUAGAAAGUGAGAAGAGUUCUAAAGAGUAGACAGGGUAUUUAUGCUGUCCUGUGAGGGUAGAAAUAUGAUUUACCAGUAGUACAAAUGUCAGCCUGGCAUGUGCUGGACCAUGUAUAGCUCCUCCCCUACAGUUCUGUUCAUUUGUAUAAAAGCAGCAUUACUGUUUGUCAAUAUUCCUCCAAGAGAAUAUUAGCGAUCUCAUGGUUCAGAACGUAUCGUUCUAUGUAAAAUUUCUAUGCCACAUUUUUAUUUGUUCUGUAAUCCGCACUGCAGUAAAGUUAUAUCACACACUAGAUAGACAGGUCUUUUAAUAUAUUUGGGUACGUUUUGUUAUAUUGAGAGAAUUAAGUAAAUAUUACAGGAGAAAAAUAUAUAUUUCUGAACAUUAUUUUCUUUAUGUAAUUGUAUCUAUGGAGAAAAUAAGGAUUUAGGGGGCGAUUCAGUUGUUUUAACGGGUGUCCAAUGUAAUGGGUGCCCGUCGGAGCAAUUCAAUUGUUUCUCUGAUCAGACACAUCACUUUUCACACGCACAAAUAGCGCAUAGCAGCUAAACCAGUCUAAAGUCUUGGUUAGGGCGGCCAAACCAUUGAUUCAUCACACUUUUCUCUCCGCCUCCUAAACUAGCAACAAGGAGAAAUGUGUUUCUGGCGCCUAAUUUGCGCCCCCUAAUGACAGCCGAAGGGGAAAACAUUUGAAUUGCCCCCGUGUAGUAACUUUAAAGUAUACUUUAUUGGUAUUGGACUCCACACAGAGAAAUCGGAGUCCGUUUAAUAUUGUCCAGCAAGGUAUGCCUUCCGUAUCUUGUCCUGUUUAUUCUGUUUUCUGACAAACUAAAUUGUUUUGCUUUUAUCAGAACGUUUUCUCCCUAUCAGAUCAGACUGGUUCCAUUCAUGUGUGUUUAUGAUAAAGCCCCGUACAUACAGGGAGAGAUGUGUGCUGAGCGAUCUAUCAGUGACCGCUCAGCACACAUCUCUCCCCCACUCAGCACUUCACGAUAUGCUGAGCGAGGGGGGGCACUCAUUUCACCCAGUGGUGAAAUGAGCGACCUGCUAGAUUGUGCCUGUGUGCAGGCCAGUCUGGCAGCGGUGAUAGCGACACGCAGGAGCACGCAUCGCCAUCGCUAUGGGGCACACACACACACAGAGAUCCGUGCUUAAGUUCUAAGCAAUCUAGUCAGAUUGCUUACAAUUUAAGCACUGAUCUCUCCGUGUCUACCCCCCUUUACAGUGGUUGUUUUGUUAUCAGCUGAGAAAUAAUGAACAUUUUAUCUUUUGCUUUGGUCACUUGAAAACUCAUUAGCAGUUUCCACAAGUGCCCUCAUUGAGCUGUUUUUACUGAAAAUGCCCGUAUCAGAAAAUACUUUUUUUUUUUUUUCCUCACCUAACAUGUAUCUUUGUACUAUAGCCCUUAACCUUUUUGCUUUAGUAAAUAUUUACUUACUGGAGUAGACUAAAGAGGUGACCUUGAGACUCCCUGGCCUCAUAAUCCAGUGCAUAACCCUUUGUGCUGGAGUGGAUAUCCACAGGCUAUUAAUGGGAAGUGAGAGACGUGCACUUACAUCCCCAGCCUGUUAACCUAGGGUAUAUUUUCAUUGUUAGUGUUACCAGAGAAAAUGAGCCACGAAAUUGUUCCUUUUCAUACUGGGUUUUUUUCUCUAUGGGGGUAAUUCAGAGUUGAUCACAGCAGGAAAUUCGUUAGCAGUUGGGCAAAACCAUUUGCAUUGCAGGUGGGCCAGAUAUGUACAGAGAGUGUUAGAUUUGGGUAUGUUAUAUUGUUUCUGUGCAGGGUAAAUACUGGCUGCUUUAUUUUUACACUGCAGUUUAGAUUUCCGUUUGAACACACCACACCCAAAUCUAACUCUCUCUGCACGUGUUAUAUCUGCCACACCUGCAGCUAACAAAUUUGCUGCUGCGAUCAACUCUGAAUUAUGCCCUAUAUCUUAUAAUGGACAGUCCUUAUGUUGUAAUAUCACAAGCAGGGAAGAGUGUAAGCCUUAAUACACAUAGUAAAGCAUUUCUGGGAGACUGCGUACAGUUAUUUUAAAAGACAAAUGUACUCAAAGUGAACUGAAAGUCUUGGAAGCAGGAGACUGUUUUUUUUACCAUCACUGCCUCGUUCAGCCUAUACCUCUGGUUAGCAGAUAUGAUUAAGGCUAUUUCAUGAUGAAUGAGGAAUUAAACACUAAAUGAAACAAAUUACCUUGCUGGUGAGAUGUUCUAUCUAUUAUAACCACUUUUCUGUCCUUGCCGAAAGGGUUCAUUAAAAAGUGUGCAUACAGUAUGUUAUAUUCAAGAUCGAUUGCACAUUUAAGACAGGAUAGCACAGUCACAGCUGUUAUUAAAUUAACCUGGGAAGGCAAGGCCAGUUUUGUUGUGAUGGGAAUGAGAUCUGUAUCCAAAAACCUAGAUCAUGGUAGGCCUUUCCUUAAUCUGUUCAUGGCAAUUUACUGACAUGUCACCCAAGUCCAUCUGUAGAUCCUAAAUCAUUUUAAUGGUUUCUUUCCAAUGGUUUGUUUUGCUUGAUCUAGUGUAACUUUCCCUUACAUUCUAUGGAAUCUAAUUGUGGCAGUAGCCCUCAAAUCUUUUAGUUUGCACUACAUUAUAAUACUGGAGGUAUUGACCCAGUAAAUACUUCCAAAAGAUCGAUCAACUGACUAAGUGAGGGAUGCAAAUAAAUAUAUCUAUAUAAUAGCUUCUGAGAUUGACAUGCGUGAGGCCAGGAGUAGAGUGUAGUGUUGGAGAUGAGAUUAGACACCCCUUGACCUAGCAUUCGCCAGGUCCAAUAUACGUCACUUUCAUAUUAUACACAUAAAUGCCGAUCUAAAUUAUUAAUUAAUGGGUCUAUGGGCCUUGGAGAGCGAAAGAGUGGACGGUGAUAAAGUACCAGCCAAUCAGCGCCAAAAGUAGCAACCUAACUAAUCAGCAUCUGUCACAGGCUGUGUUUGAAAAAUGACAGGAGCUGGGUGGUUGGUACUUUAUCUCUCUCCAACACUUAGUGCAUAGACCACUAAGUUGUUUAAGGUUAAAUGAACCGUUUACUUUUCCAUAUUCUGCUUUGCGGGUCAGAUCAGAGAGGGAAGGUGUUGCCCAAACAUUGGACAUCUACUUGGAUAUGUUCUAUUUCUAACAAACUGUCCUCCUUCUUCAGUACUGUUUUAAAUAAACUCCUCUUGUACAUAUUGGUUUUAAAGCUCCACUUUUAUGUAAAAAGCGUUCCUUGAAGCCGCUGUAAAUCUAGAGCGAAAGUGAAUGUGCCCUGACUGCUAUUCUCAGAUGCUGCCAAACAGUAUUAGUGUACACAAUAAAAGGCAAAAUUUAAUUUUUUUUUUAACUCUUGCAGAAAUGUAUUUUGUAUUCUAAAACUAGUUGUAUAUUUUUAAUCUUGAUAUGUCCCUAUUAUUUUUCUUUGACAUUUCUCUGAAGAUGUUUUUCCAGAUGCUGUCAGUGGAUGUAACAGACCAUUAGACAGUAAUGCGUACCAGUGGAGAGCCAAACUUUUUUUUUUUUUCUAUGCAUUAACAGAUUAAUAUAUUGUACAACAAUGAUCUAAUGUAUAGGAAGAUUGUUAUAAUAAUGUCGUCAGUGAUACUCCUUGUUUUUGUGAAGUGUGCUACUAUAUUACCUCUGCUGUAUGAUUCAUCAUGGAGUUGUUAGUGUGUUACUUUUCCCAUAACGAAGACAUUGGUUUCCGUAGGUUCCACUUUCUAUCAAACGUGCUGUUGUACAGUAUGUUGUCACAUGACUUCUCUUGAGGCUUCUUACAGCAGAAUUGAUAGACCGAUGUUUUAAGAUCUGGACUUUUUAGUAUAUUUUUGUUGAAUUAUUUCAUUCUUAUAUUCAGAAUUUCUCCUCCAGAGAGUAACCCAAAUCAUGUGCCAACAGCCAAAUUGUCUCCCACCAAAAGAUGUUGUUACCUUUGGUAGAUGUGCCAAUUUGUAUCCAUCCUGUGAUUGGGAAUGUGUUCUAGAAAGUUGUUGGGUGGUGGAGUUGGUGAAAUUGUAUGCAGCUUCUGCAUGACUCUGCUUGAUGUUAUUGCACUUUUUAAUUCUAUGAUGAUUUGAGAAGAAAUGUCACUUUACCUAUACUCCAGGCUAAGACAUACAGAUGUUUUUAUUUUGAUUUGGGUAAAGAAAAUAUAUUUAACAAUUACAUACAUAUUGCUGUGCAUGUAAAAUAUCAAACAUUCCUAUUCUCUUGAUGCCAUCCAUUGGUAAACAAUCCAUUUACACGCUGACAUUUUUCUUUUCUUUUUUCUUUUUUUUGGGGGGGGGGGUGUUGGGUUGGGGUUUU
Molecule: messenger RNA, 9977 nt
Organism: Pseudophryne corroboree (corroboree frog)
Lineage: Eukaryota; Metazoa; Chordata; Amphibia; Anura; Myobatrachidae
Gene: TAOK1
Product: TAO kinase 1
Exons: 21
Coding region: 583-3588 (1001 amino acids)
Biological process (GO): protein phosphorylation; regulation of cytoskeleton organization
Cellular component (GO): cytoplasm
Molecular function (GO): ATP binding; protein serine/threonine kinase activity
Source: RefSeq, a predicted model, not a curated record